Acanthoscelides obtectus is the source of this 12889-nucleotide messenger RNA. Lineage: Eukaryota; Metazoa; Arthropoda; Insecta; Coleoptera; Chrysomelidae. The record is from the annotation of a GenBank genome assembly.
AAGCUCACGUAUGAUGCAAAAUGGCAGAAUGAGCCUGGAUAAUAAUGCAUGUUAUAUUGUUCCAGAAAACCUGGCCCCGUCGGAGCUGAAAAAGCUGCGCAACAAGCAGCGCAAAGCGAAACGGAAAGCUGAACGGGAAAGUCAACAGGCUCGGGAGGCGCAAGUCAAACGGGAUCAGCACAACAAGUCCCGGCAGCAACAGGCGGAUGCAGCGUCGGGAGGAGGGGAGCCGGACGCGCCGCAAUUGGACGAACUGGUGCCUGACAAGUUGGCCAGGGUGGAGGACCCCUUAGAUCAAGCAAUAAAGUUCCUUCAGCCUCUUCAAAGAUUAGCAAACGAUCGAAUAGAAACACAUUUAAUGGCUUUUGAAGUGUAUUAUAGGAAAAAAAAAGUACUGUUGAUGCUGCAAUCAUUGAAGCGGGCGCACAAAGUGGAGCCUCGCAAUCCUCGCCUACACAGUUGUUUAGUACGUUUUUACCAAUAUGUACAGAAUGUCAAAGAUAGCUGGGAUCCUAGAAUAGAAGAGGUGGUGCAAAAGGAAACGCAAAUCUACUUCGACGGCAAAGAUGCACACCAUCUGAACAGAGACUUCCUAGAAAGCAACAAGGACAGCCUAAGAGCGGUGUUUGAAUGCGCCAAAAUGAUGGUUCAUCUAAAUGACAAGAAUCAACAUGAAGCCGUCAGCUUACUGGUUACCAAUGUCGACAAUAAUUAUAGAGAUGUAGAUAUUCCUUUAUGUACAGAAAUCCUAGAGUCUCUCCGGAACGGCGACCUGGGCCAGGUGGAAGACAGCGUGAUAGAAGAAUAUUGCCAACUUUGUCGCGCGCGCUUCCCGUGCGCGGCCGCUUUCAAGCCGCCCAGGCAGGCAACAUCGGAUGACGACAGCGCCGCCCAAACGGAAGGAGGCGGAGAUUCGGCGACGCCCACGGGAGAGGCGGAGCGAUCGCCGACUAAUCACAUCAGCGAUGGCAAUGAGGUGGAUCAACAGCGCAACUGAUGACGUUCGAACGCAGUGCGCGCUGUUACGUGCGCUUCAGACGAUCGAUAGUGUUUUAUAAUUGCUAUCAUUAUUCAUUAUGAUGAUAAUGAAGACUUUAUAUUAAAAUAUGACUAAUAGAAAUGAGUGACGGAGCGGGUCGAAUGGUCAAAAGGAGAUGUACGCUGCGUGUCAAGAUUGAAGGGAUGAGUUUGGGUGAGGUAUGUAAUCUGAUGCAUUGAGGGUGGAAAAAAUGUCAAUGUAACAAUUUGUCGAUUAGUUUCAAUAUUCGUGAGCUUUAAACUGAUUAUGUAUCUCGCACCAAAAGAUUGAACAUGAGGGUAUCUUAACUGGAAGAUAUCAUUCAUCUAGGUUGUAACACGUAUGGUUUUAGUCAGAGGUGGAUAUGAAUUAAUUUUGUAACCAUACCAGUAAAAACCUAUUUGAUUCUCCGUUAAGCAAAAUUGGAAAAUCAGGACUAUGCCAGGAAAAUUAUAGUAUUUUUCAAUUUACCUUUAUUGGUCAUACAAGGAUCAUAACAUAAACGUAAAUCAAAUACUCUAUUCCAGACGUAUAUCUUUACGUAGUUUUAUGUUAUCAUUUGGACUUAUAAAAAUUGUGAAAGAGGUGAUUUUACAGCUGGGUAUCUGAUGCUUCGUAAACCAUGGAAGGCAGUUACAUACUUGGUAUAAACUGAUAAGAUUUGAAAAGUUAUUUAUACUCUAACUCGCAGCUCAAGUUUGAAAUUUAGAAUUUACCCUAAGUGAAAUUUAAUGAUGCACUGAGGUUUUUACUCAGCUUAUCGUCUCUGAUUUUUAGCUCAACUGGUACAAACUUUUCCACUAUGCAUUUACGUGUUCCAAACGUACGAUAACGCAUAAUUUUUAAUAAAAUAGGUGAUUGUUAAAUAUGCAGUAAAAUAUUCCUUCAGAUAAAGAUGAUCAGCUAAUUCUACCUGGUAACUAAUAUCACAUUUUGGGUUGAAUUUAAUUUUUUACAACCUAGAACUGUUCAGCUAGAAAUCACGAGAUAGACAAAAAAAAAUUCGUGUACCAAAGAUUCUUACUAGAAUUUUACAUAUUUGUAAAAGAUCGGAAAAUCGUUUCUUCAAUUUUGACGCGCAGUGGAGGUGGCGACUUUAGUGAAACGGUCUAGUUAUCCUUUAUUUUGUCGCGGUGUGUCGUUGCGAAAAAUGACGAGAACGAAAUUUAACUAAAGUGUACUACCAUGCCAAAAAUAUAGACAGCUAUAUUACAGCUACCGUUUCAUCAGCGGAAUUCGCAAAAUAAAUCUGUAUCAUAUUUCUAACUUCUUUACUAAUACUGAAAACGGAAGAUAUACGAGAACGUUCAGAAAUAUUUGGUAUAAGUGACAUGCUUAUGGCAAGGUCGUAUACUUGGAUGUGAUGAGUACAGUACAAAGUUGUGGGUAAUCACAUUACGACAUACGUUACGUCGUGGUAUUAUGGUCCAAGAUCCCUCCAUUGAUGUCAGACGUUACUUAUUUUGUCACAGGCAGAAUAUGGUGCAUUACCAAGCGUUUAUAAGUAUAUUCAACUUCUGCGUAGCUGCAAAGUAGUUACUAGAUGAGAACGAUUAAAUAAAAAGAAGACUGUCUUAACUUAAAUUCUGCUUGCUGAUUUUUAUGAACGGCGUGAGUUUUUAGCGUGGGAUUGAUCAUAAGCUAUGUUUAUAUAAAAAAGUUAAAUAUGGAAAUUGUAGCCAACAGUAUGUUACGUUACCUGGAAAAUAUUUCCCGACAGGAUGAUACAUAACUACGUGGUGACCCAAACAUACAUUUGCUAAAAUAGGAAGACCUACAUUUUAUUGCAGGUUCAGAUAGGCCCUUUCAUUCGAAGCAAUUUGAUAUAACAUAAGGGUUCUAUUUUCUGAUUGUUGAGGUAUUGGACAAUCUAUAUAAAAGGCACUCAACUUUGAAAACUCACGCCUCCACAACUGUAACAGCUAGAUAACUGAUUUUUUCGUUAGAAACAUUUAAUGAUCCCAUAUUUUCUCCCUUGCCGCUUCCUUUUUCAAUCAUUUGGUUAGUUUAUAUCCAAGUGUAUCCAAGAACGCGAAUUGAACGAUUUCUCAAUUUUAUCGAAUUGAACACCCUGCAUAUUGUCACACUUUGACUUUUUGGUUCCCCUUCUCACCGGUUUUUUCUAAUAUAAGGUUUAUGAGAGUUUGUACAAUUGGUUUUCGAUUCACUAAAAACACAGAGACACCUUCUUGACUUUCUUGCAUAAGGCUAGAUAGAUUUAUUUUUGUAGUAAAAAUUCUAACCAUCUGGUGUUCCUAACUGUAUGUUGUUUUUAGUUUGAAAAGUGUUGUAAUGUCUGUAAUUAACCUUUAUAUCCAAUUAACGAAAAUGUUACUGAAAUCAAAAAAAAAAUAUAUUAAAAGAAAGCUUGUUUAAAUCAGAAUACAAAAAUGUGAAAAUGUACAGGGUGUCCCAUUUAAAAAAAUUGAAAAAUCGAUCAUUUUGCGUUCUUGACCACCUUGUAUAAACUAUCAAAUAAACUAAAAAGUAAGCAAAUAGGGAUAAACAUAUGGAAUCACAAAAUUCUCCUGACGAAGAAUUCAGUAAGUGUUCUAGCUGUAACAGUUGUGAAGGUAUGAGUUGUCAAAAUUGAGUGUUUGGAGAAGUAUUCUUAAUUCUUGCCAUCUGAUUAUUUCAAUUAUUUCAUGAUGUGUAUAGGAAUGAAUAGAAAACGUUAUCAGUUUUUGUUUGUGAAAAAAGAGUUUUUGUGCAUUUUAUUGUGCACUAAUUUUUCACUAGUAACUUGUUAACAAGUAAUAGUACAGCUCUGAAAUGAGGCCAUUAUUUGCAAAACUUGCUAUUUGCUCGAAUGACAAUCUUUGGGAAAUCAAAAAAAAACUAUAAACGGUCGAGUAGUGUUUACUGGCAAUGUGAAGAAUUUUAUUAAUAUUGCUUAGAGUUUUUAGGAAGGGAAAUUAGGUGGAAUGCUUUCUGAUUAAAUCAUCGUUGCCACUAAUUUCCACGAUAACAUUUUUUAAUGUAUUUUCCUAUAAGGCCGAAAAUACGAUCAGGCGGAAUAAAGGAAUGACCGACGUUCGGAAAAAACAGUUCAAUUUGGUUAAUAUGUUUCGGCGAUUCUUCUAGGAGUCAGUAAGCUAACAUUGCCAUCAUAUUCGUAUUUUUGUUUUGUCCGCCGCAACCAUAUGCGAACAAACGUACUGUUUCUAUGCUGAGAUCAAAAUCCUUUAGAGUAUGUAGCAAAGCUGAUGCUAUUGUAUUAAGAAACUUUUCGGCAUUCAAUUUCUGUCCACAAGUAAGAAAACACAUUUUUUUGGUCUUAAUUUAUCUGUAAAAGUUCCAGCGACAACUGUAAAAUUGUGAUAGUUGAUUUGCUGGCUGAAAUAUGUGCUGCUUGAUCAGGCAGUGCCAAGUUUUUGUGGCACUGCAUUGCAAUAUGAACACGAUGCUCAGUGACUAACUUUUGACGAAGACGUUGCUACUUUUAACUGCUCCUUUGUUCUCAAGCAGGUGGAGCAAGAGUCAGUCGACGGAGUUCCAAAACCGAUGUUGUAGUUAGCUUUCACAUACUUUCGAGAGUAACUAAGCUUCACAUGCCUAGGCUGAGGCAUCCGAAGAUAAUAGUCGAAAGGUUUUUAAAAUUCAAGUCACAUGGCAGGUAGACCCUCACGCUUGUCUUGCUUCUACAGUAAUGAGACUCGGUAUAUGUAAUGGAAUCUAUAAAUCUUUUGAUACAGUUUAUUUUUCCGUCAUUUGUAACAGCAAAAUUCCUUACAAUCCUUUGUCUGCGGUCCUUGCUUAAAUUUGCGAUUCCUAGAAAUGAUUUGGCACAUGCUCUAAUCAACUCGGCCUCACUCAAACGUACAUGGUAUUUUAUCGACGCUGCAGCAUGAUUAGCUUUUUCUCUUUUCGAACUUUGUCGCUUACAACAAGCCAAUAUUAGGACUUGUUUAAUUCUAUCUUUUGACUGAUAAAGGUAAGCAUGAACUCCAUAAAAAUAAAAAACCGUUCCUAAUUCGUGAAAUGUUUGGUCGCUUGAAUACAAACUACUGAAAAUCCCUUUCUUGUAAACAGCUAUUGUAAUAGCGUGUUCGUCACGUUAAUCAACGGGCAAAUUUCACUGGUGUCUGAGCAAGCAGCAAGUUUUGCAAGUAAAACGUCAAAGCAAAGAGCAAGUUUGGCAUAUCACUGUAAUUUUCUCGAGACAGUAUUUACAUAUUAAAAAGUGAGCUUUGGGAAAUUCUGAUUUCAUCAUUCGAUUCCUCUUUAAAAUUGAAAUGAACUUAGCAAAAAAAAGUCUAAGAUUUUUCGAUUAGCAAGUUUUGCGAAUAAUGGACUCAUAACUGCAUAUGCGACGUUGUCAAUUGUUGCGUUGCGUCCGACUAGUUGUCAUAUAGCAUUUUUGCUGAAAAGAACCUGAUGAGAAAUAAUUUUGCUCAUCACGAGACAUAAUAAAUAUUACUAAGCACAUAUGAAUACCUUUACACUGUCAACUUAUUAUUAAUAGGUACUGAAUAUCAAUUACAGGUAGAAAGCAUGUUCGUGCAUUUACUAGCAUCCAUUGAGGGACAUGCCACAUGACAAAUUUCCAAAUUGUCUGCAAAAAUCCGAGUGUAAAUUAUUUAUAGGUCUAUAUUUUUUAGUAGUCGUAUGCUAUAAUGUGAUAACCCAUAACAUCCUAACGUCUAUUAGAACUUCAUUUACUCCGCGUGCUGUUUGUUUUGACGUGGCAUACCCUUUGUAUUCUGCAGAAGUUGGGACACCCUGUACAAUUGUCACAGUCGUUGAAAGCGCCGAAUUGUAAUUUUACACAUCAACUACACAUAAUUAUGAUCGAUUUAGUUUAACGAAAAAAAAAAAAAAGAAACGCAUUAGCAAAUUGAUGGAGAAUUGUAGCCUCUAUUGACUAUUAUCAAUUUCAUAGUGAAUUAUAUGGAAAAACAAAGUCGUGUGAUUAAGGAGGUAUCAGUCUAAUUCUAAGUUAACAUAAGGUUAUUCUUGUAAUAUCAAUAACUGUUUUUAUUUUGUUUUGGAACCUGUUGGUACUACUAGAUUAAUAUAUUGUUAGAAACAUCUUCAAGUCACUAUAAUGAACCAAGUUUAUUUUUAGAUACAUUGAGGUGGGGAGCAAAAUCAAAAACUAUGCUUUUAAAAUUGCAGUAUAUUUAAUCCCUUCUGAAAGGAACCUAUCAUUUAGUGUGGCUCAAAAUGAAUGUUAUGGUUCAACAUAGACUAUAUUCCGCUUCACGUAUUCGUGUUUUUCCUCAGCGUUUUCCAUAACUUUCCGCAAGAUUUUGAUCGUUAUGACCGCAUUUUCAUCGCGGAUAUUGUCUUUUAUAUAGUCAAUGUUUCUUGGCUGACUAGCAAAAAGAUAUUCAUUGAAAUAUCCCAAAGGAAGAAUAUCGCUCUUAAAUCCGGUGAACAGGGAAACCAAUUUAAAUUGGCUUUCCACCGUAUAAUGUGGUCCUCAAAGGUUUCCCCAACAGAGCCGUCAGCUACUUCCUUGAAAGUGUGCUGUAGUUUAGUCUCAUUGAAUCUAUAGAUUUGCAUAGUUUUGCAGAGCUUACAUUUUUUUUCUUUUCGUAAACUAUCAAUUUUCAUACUGAGUGUUCCCAGCCUUAAACUGAAGUAGACUAUAUGCAUGCUGAGGUAAAACAACAGACGCCGGACUUCGGAAAUAAACUUCAACAAUGUUGAUUUGUUGCUCAAUGAUGUAUUGCGUCAUGUCAAGCCCUCUCAUAUAUCUUUAAAAAAUAAUACAACCUGGGCUGUAAAAGUAAAUUUCAAGGCUUUUCGUUCCUUGCUCCAUGGUGUAUCGCGUCGUAUCAAAUUCCCUAAUACUUCUCCAUCAAAUCCCCAAAAAACAAUCUCGAAAAACCACCCUAUAGAUAAUUGAAACCAUAACGUUCAUUUUGUGCCGCCCUUUGUAUCUCUCAAGCCUUUGCCUCAAGUCUUAGCCCCCUUAUGAAAUCUGGACGUGCCAAUGCCUGUGUAAUACAUCCGCCAUAAAAUCAUGUUAAAGACAAAGUUAUUGAUAUUGCAAAAAACUUGUAAUUUUGACAGGCAGUGUAUGUAAUCGGUGAUUCUUUACACAUAAAUAUAUCUUCCCCAAUCCCCAUUUUUCGCAAAUUGGCGCUACUUAUUUUAUGUACAGUUUGAUUAUAGGAAAUAUACAAUUGUAAAUUAUACUGUAGAAUUUGUACAACACGAACGGUAAAAUACAACAGCAAAAUGAUUUUAAAAUUUUAAUUUGUAAAAUAGCAUAUACAUAUUUACGGGAAAAUCCGAUAUUUGGAUAUUCAACAAUACUUUUUACCGCAUCAGAAAGUAUUACGAAUAUUUUUCUGUCGUAGAAUAAUUGUCAUUUUUGUACUAGUCGCAUUUUUUGUUUAUGCUCAAAUGUAACAUUCCUUUUCAACGUAUAAAGCGACAGUAGCCGCAUUCAGGGAACGUUAGCACUUCCACAUCAUGCUAGCGCUUAAGGAGUUGCUAUAGGUUCGACUGGUGACGCUGAUUGGCCAAAUAAGCAAUUUAAUGUUAAAAAAAAAAUGAAUUUCAAGCAGAUUCUUUUAUUACCAGAAAAACGUGUUAUAUUCAGCAUAGGGCCCCAGAAGAAAAAACUGUGAUUUAUAACUAGAAGUUAUUCUCAAGAUCUGUAUGUUAUCUCAUAGUUAUUUAUUUUUUAGGGCCAUACAACUUAAUUCAGUAAUAAAUGAGAAAUAUAUGAUUCCAAUUCAAUUUUUUUUUCUAACGUCGAAUUGCUUAUUGGGUCAAUCAGCGACGUCGGUCGUAUUUCUUCAGCCUCCCCUUAACGUCAUUUCCCAUAUGAAAGAAAUGGCGUUGACACAAACGCUGUUGUCUUCUGAAUGCGCCCAUUAUUUGCUUUAAUUUCGAAAAAGACGUGGAACAGGUAGCGACGUGCGCUCAAAAUGACGAAAUUUCAAAUCAAAGCUAGUCAAUGUCAUCUUUUUAUCAAAUUACGGUUUGUUGAUAUACAAAUAUGGAAGAUACCUGCAGAACGUAAUGAAUGAUUAACAGUUAAUAAUUAUUAUGUAGAUGUUACACAAAUACCUUUCCUCCCUUCCUUUCUGAUGUUGUACAGAAUUUUGAACUCGUUGACUGAAUACUUUGUUGCCAUUUUUAUACAUUUUCCGUUUCUAAAUUUUCGAAAAUUCUUACAUCUAAUGUACUAUUAACGCGUAGUGGACUUCGAACUCAUCACCAUACAAAGCAGUUAUCAAGUAUAAAUUGCAGAAACGCGUUUUCGUUUUUUUUUUAAUGAACAAACGUCUAACAUGAUGGUUCAAAAGAAAAAAAAUAAUGGUAACAUGUUUACAACAGGAGGCAACAUUUGAUGUACAUGAUUAGCGCUAUGUCCAGGUGUAGUGACAGCUCUUCAUUUCAUUAGCAACAAUUUUUUCAUCAUCAAAAGGCGAGUGCACCACAACAUUCGCAAUAGGGAAUAUGCAUGACUUUUAAUAUAAUACUGUAAACACAUAUUUCAUUUAAUGAAAUAUCUUUAUUUUUGGUUGAUCAUAUAAAUAGCAUUGUCAAUGACCUUGAUUUGAACGCCGCAUUUUUUGCGCGCUUUGCAGUGACAUUAUAACCCUCGACAUGUGAUUUGAUUGUCUUUUUGAUUCAUUUGCUGUCAAGUUCUCAAAGGUUCUAUUUUCUAUUGUCUAACUUUAAUUAAAAAAAACAAAGAUGGAUAAAAAACCCAAACCUUAUUACUACUGUAUUUAUAAAUGUAAAUGCUAAAAGUGAUGUAAAAUUAUGAAAAGGGAUAAUAAUUUCUAAAAAGUAAUUCAUAUUGUUGUGAAGAUCAUUUUAACGUAAAUACAGAACAUAAAACUACCAUUUUGGCGAAAUAUGAUUAUAUUUUAUUUAUCCUAGAUUACAAAGAUUAUGUAUCAUAAAAACGUCUAUUUUCGGAAAAUUAUCCUCGUGCGCCUUUUGAAAAACACCUUUUGAUUAUUGAUUGAGGAAGGUUGUAUCUCAAGAACUAAGUUUUUUUUUUGUGGUUUCAAAUACAUGAGAAAGCUGUAGAAACAACUCAAUGAAUAACUGCACUCUUUCGAACUGAUCAAACAUCAAACUGACAGGUUGAAAUCAAUGACAGUGAGAACCAGCUCCUGCUAUUUCGAGUCGGACUAACCAAUCAACAAAAGGCAGUUGCUGAUUGUGACGUCACGCCAAUAGUGUUACGUUUCGAUAUUUUAAAUUUACCUCAUAAUUCUUUAUCAAUUAAUUCUCGUAAUUUUAUAGCGCUCAAUUAUAAAAUAAUGUGUAAUUCUGUAGCAAUAUAAACUGGAAAAUAAUUGAUCACGAGAAUAACACUGGUGAACAAAAUUAAAAUAAUUUUUGUGGCCUGGACAAAACAAGGUGGCUAUUAUGUAAAACGUACCCAAAAAGCCGGAAAUAGCAUUCGAUUUUUUCUGUCGCCCACGGUUUUCUUGCAUUAAGGCAUUUUAUUUGCUGCUUAUACUCGUAAAGUAUAAGGAUAUGUGUGUAAGAGUACUAAUAAACACUCGAAUGAACAUUAAUCUCAGAAUGUUGUUGUCGAUGUUUUACGGCGAUAUGUUGUUCCUGAAGUAUCUCGUAACAAUGUCCAGCAAUAAUCAGUAAGCAAAUUGACACUCCAUUUGCGUUGAUACUGUUUUUAUAGCAGAAAUGUCUUGGUGGAACCGUUUACCAUUGUGAUCAAAUACCGCACCUAAAUUUUCCGGAAAAAAUCGAGAUGAGAAUCCGAAAAGUGAAUUUUUAGAGACAUGUUACAUCCCAUUCCUUUAAAAGCAUUAAUUAGUUCACUCACAAUAUCUGUAUAAUUGUCCGCCUUCACAUUGCCUAAAAAAUUUGCAGUAACUGAUUAUUUAAAAGCAUUCCAAGCUCGUAAUUCAGUUUCAUUCAGAGCACUGUCAAAUACAUCAUCCUUCAUGAUUUUCCAUAUUUGUGGAACGACAAAUAUGCCCUCUUUAAUUUUUGCCUCACUAAGUCUCGGAAAUGUUUGUUUAAAAUCCAGAAAUCCUCUUCCAUUUCGAUCCAUAGCGUUUACAAAAUGUUUCAUCAGUCCCAACUUAAUAUGGAAAGGUGGAUGCAACACGUUUUGGGAUCAACUAGUUCAUGAGCAAUGUUUUUGAGGCCCGCACGGGUAUCGCGUAUCUUGAAAAGUGACAUUAUGCCGAUUUUUUUGACAUUAUGCUAUUUUUUUUUUGAGAUUAUGUAGGUGUUUCUACAAGGUGUUAACUUAGCACUUAGUUGUACGUGUUGCCUAACCGUCAUGAGGCUUUAUCAAUCUUUGGCUCUGAUGUUAUGUAAAAUCUGCUUCAGAGAUGGCAGGUCUAAGCUGUAAGUUGUAUGUGUUGAUGAUAACUACAUUGGGUUCUUGUCUCAAAUACACUUGAUUGAGAUUCAAAGGUAGAAAUUAGUUGCGCAUACACUUUUUCUUAUCCAUUCUGGAAAUUACAUUUGAAUUUUAAAAAUGAGAGAGUUAAGAAAUAAUUAUAUUCACUGUACACUGUCGAAUUACAAGCCAUAUACAUGCUAACAGUAAUUACACACAACGCGGGCGCGGUGAUGAUUUCCCGUAAUUCUCCUCAGUUUGAACAUAACCCCUCUUCAGAAAGCACAACAUAUAACCCGUUAUAUUCAGUAAUGAUUUUCUCACACAGCAAAUAUCACUGAUUUUAUACACAUGCAGACCAAUACACAUAAUCAUCCAGAUGCGAUCUUGCUAUUCAACCAACUUUCUUCUCAGAGAUAAAAACUACAGACACUCAGACUCACAAAACUAUGCAACCAAUAAUGCGUGUAGUUUAGUUGAGUGAUUCCUCCAUAGAUGGACGUUCACAACGAUCCUAGUGAGCAAACGCGGAUGACUGGUUGCGAACUAAAAACUACCUAGUCUGCAAGUUGACAUAGUUUUUUUUGACGUUUUGUAGAUUUUUUACAUGAUACCUGACGUAGUGGCCACUCCUUCUGUUCGACUGCACGACUGUCCCAUCCACAAAGAAAACAACAAUAUUUGGUAUAUCCCAGUUGCAUUCCAAGAAGAAGGGCUGUUACCUUUAAAUCUGCACAUACGGCCCAUCCAUAUUUGUUAUAACAGAACUCGCAUAUUUUCAUAUGAAUCCUUCAUAUGAACUGAGUGCACUUAGGUACAGAUGGAUAUUUAUUACCGUUGUGUACUAAUACCGCUUUUAAACUAAGCUUAGAGGAAUCAAUGAACAGGGGCAAUAUUUGGAUCAUGUUUCUGUCCUAACGCGUCAAACAAAUUAUUGUUGACAUCGGAGCAAUAUAUCAACUCCCUUUCUUGACGGAAACAGUAUGUGAGGUCUUGUUGCCGUUUUCGGUAAAAAGUAAUGUUAACAUCACCGUGGAGAAGAUUCCAUCCUUUUAAUCUUGACGCUAAAAGUUCUGACUGGGAUUUUGACAUUUAAUUCUCGAUUUAAGUCAUUAAGUUCGCCCUGUGUGAUCAAAUGCGGCGCUGUUGAACAUCCUGGCAGGUCAAACCAAGGAUCGGAAGUUUUUACGCUUUCUGUACCAUCACUUUCAGAAUCGGUGGAUUCGACUUUUUCAUCCAAAGACCAAGAUUCUGGUGGAACUGGGACAGAAAGUUAAUCACUAUGGUUAACGGGCCGCAAAGCUGAUGGUAAAUUAUAAUACUUAACAGUACGUUUCGAAUCUGGUAGAAUAGCUUUAAUAUUUGUGAGGAAAAAAGAGCAAUCAUUAGUAUGGUCUCUCGGUUCUCUCUAAACCAUUGGUACCGCAAAGGGCAUUUUACGAUUGUCGCCUCUUAACCAACCUGUUUUGGUCGCCAUUUAAUUCCAUAAUAAAGUUCGUAUGCUUUCAACACAAGGAGAGUAAAAGUACGUUUUUGGGAUUUAAAAGUUAGCUCUUCGCACACAUUAAAACUUUUCGCACUAUUUACACAAUUUCUAUACAUGGUCCAUAAAAAGCUAGUCUCGAUCACAAUAAACUAAAAACCACACCGUUUUAACAAAAAUUAACAGUACUCAGAACAUCUCAGUACUCUUUAACACAGAAAGCUUAACUGACUCGGCUGCUAUUAGUCUACUAAUAAACACAAUAUGCUCUCUAAACAUAGAGCUCGUAUAUAAUAAACAGGAAUAGACAGGUCUCAACAUUAUAUAUGUGCGUCAUCGCAUAAAUGCCGAGAAAUGCAGCAAUAUGAGAUUUUACGUAUUGUAAUUCAUAAAAGUAGAUGUUACCGAUUCGAUUUAAGGGUCUCAAAAUACAAACAUACACCCAAAAAUUGUCAUUUCACAAAACCUGUGUUUAUCAGUGUAACAGGAGUAAAUGAGAUUUACAUAUCGGCUGGAGCCUAAUUGGUACUCUUGACAUUGUACGCCUAUACCGAUAGAAAAAUAUAAUGAACCUUCUGAGACGAAACAUUAGAAAUUUGACCGACUAUCCUACGUUUGAAAUGCUGCCUUAUAGGAGUGGAGGAAUUGAUGAUUAUUUUGUAUGGCUACGAGUUCGGAUUCAGUGAUUUUGUUGUAGAAACUGCACUGAAACUACAUUCAGCGGUAAUGUUUCAGUGGAGUGAACGUAAAAUCCUUUCCAUGUAAGAUACUAGUGUGAGAAGACAAAGUGUACCGUCGUUAAAUUGUACAGUAAUGAAUUAUAGUGAUUUUUGAUCAAUUGUAUGUGCAGUACUUAUUGGACUGUUCGAAUUAUAAACAAGCUUCUAUGUUUUUUAUAACCACGGUUUCGUUAAUUUUCAUAUUAUCGAAAUUCUGAUACAUUUUUUACAAAAAAGUAAUUUUGUGAUGGUAACUUAGCUUCAAAGUGUUAUCGUACGGCAUAUACAAAUAUGCUACAACAUUCAAUAAAUUAUUCACAAUUUGUCAGUACAAUUUGUCUUGAAGAAACCUCUAGCUGUUUUCCUUGCAC